This is a messenger RNA of Podarcis muralis (Common wall lizard), 1018 nucleotides long. Lineage: Eukaryota; Metazoa; Chordata; Lepidosauria; Squamata; Lacertidae. The record is from RefSeq and is a predicted model, not a curated record.
CUCCUCCUCCUUCUCCCCCUCCCCUUUUUAGGAAGCUGCCUGGGCGCUUCCUUCUCUCUACCUGAUUUCCUCCCGCUCUGCCCUCCCCUCGCGCUCGCGCCACCGGGCUCGUGCGCGCGCGCGCGGGCAAGCUCCGGCCGGGCAAGUAAGCAAGCAAGCAAGCAGGCGGGCGGGCGGGCAGGCAGGCAAGGCAGGCAGGCAGGCGAGGAGGGAGGGAGGGAGGGAGGCGAGCAGGCGACCGAGUAGGAGCAACGACCCAGCCGGCGCCGCCGCAGCCAAGAUGGAGUCGCGGCUGGCGCGGCUGGCGCUGCAGGGAGCGAGCGGGCGCGCCUAGGGCUCCCUCCCUGCCUGCCUGCCGCAGCCUCGCGAGCCCUUCCUGCCGCCCCAUGGCCUGGCUUCCCUCCGGCGCCCCCUCGGGUCUCCCCUCGGCGGGGCUCCCGGGGCCACUCCGCCUCGGCCAGUGAGGUGGUGCUGCUGCUGCUGGUGCCGCCGUCCGCGCGCGCGCGCCGGUGCGCCCCUCUCCUCCUCCUCCUCUUCCUCCUCGUCGUCCCCGCGUGUCGCCGCCGCCGGGGCCCCGCGCUCUGAGCCUCCCGGCCGCAGGAUGCUGCCGUCGCAGGAGGCCUCGAAGCUGUACCAUGACAACUACAUGCGGAACUCGCGGGCCAUCGGCGUGCUGUGGGCCAUCUUCACCAUCUGCUUCGCCAUCAUCAACGUGGUGGUCUUCAUCCAGCCCUACUGGAUCGGCGACAGCGUCAGCACGCCCAAGCCGGGCUACUUCGGCCUCUUCCACUACUGCGUGGGCAACGAGGGCAACAACCGCGAGCUCACCUGCCACGGCUCCUUCGCCGACUUCCGCAGCAUCCCCUCGCGCGCCUUCAAGGCCGCCUCCUUCUUCGUGCUGCUCUCCAUGGUGCUGAUCCUGGGCUGCAUCACCUGCUUCUCGCUCUUCUUCUUCUGCAACACGGCCACGGUCUACAAGAUCUGCGCCUGGAUGCAGCUGCUGGCAGCGUUCAGAUAA